Molecule: messenger RNA, 2098 nt
Organism: Mollisia scopiformis
Lineage: Eukaryota; Fungi; Ascomycota; Leotiomycetes; Helotiales; Mollisiaceae
Product: cytochrome P450 family protein
Exons: 2
Coding region: 394-1986 (530 amino acids)
Molecular function (GO): heme binding; oxidoreductase activity, acting on paired donors, with incorporation or reduction of molecular oxygen, reduced flavin or flavoprotein as one donor, and incorporation of one atom of oxygen; iron ion binding
Source: RefSeq, a predicted model, not a curated record
CCCUACUUUAACCCCAAUGUAAGUUGAAAUUCAACUUGGGUUACAUUAUCGUCGGCGUAUGACGCAUGGAUCGACAACGGAUGCUUUGAUUUCCGUAAUGUAUUGGUAUUCUGGAGCGAUGAUCGCGAGCCCAGCAAUUAGAGGCUUGAAGGCGGUGAGCUGAAAGAGUUUCAUCUAGGAAAUGGAAUUCAUCCUUGUUGGACCCUCUCCUGAUGCAGCUGCUGAAGCUUGAGUACCGAGGGUAUGCGAUCAACAUGUGCUAGUUUGACUGACAUUUCGUUCAUGGAAUUGUUUUUGCUCAUGCAAUUGCGGGGUACUCCACGAAAGUAUCAAUUUUUUUCUUCUGAAUUUUUGAAUCUCACGUAUUGACUUUGUUUACUCAACUAUCUCACGAUGUUGUGUCUACCCUCAUUCGGCUUCCGCUCCAUUGGCACUGGAGUGGCAUUGACUCUCCUCAUCCUCAUCAUCUACAAAAUCAUCACAUCCAAGCUCAAUGCCCGAAAAUACAGAACAGAAUCCGCCCAGCGCGGUUGCGCUCCAGCACCAACACUUCACAGCAACAACCUCCUCGGCACCUCGCGCCUCAAAGAAUCAAUCAAGGCGACAAAAGAGGAUCGGGGGCCUCAAUAUGUUGUCUCAGCUAUGAACGAAGUAGGACACAACAUCCACACCGUCCGCGUCCCUAUCCUCGAUUAUGAACUGCUGGUUACUCGAGACCCGGAGAACGUGAAAGCUAUGUUCAGCACCCAAUCAGGCGAAUACGACAUCAGCGCCACGCGCUCGAGUGCUUUCAUGCCAUUACUAGGAGAAGGAAUCUUUACCAGCACAGGGCAACAAUGGAAGCACUCUCGAGCUCUAGUCCGACCUCAAUUCUCCCGAGAAGAGAUCUCCAAUCUCGACCUUGUGGAACGACAUGUGCGAACACUCAUGCGAGUCCUGUCAGUCAACGAGAAAGGGUGGACGGAAACGGUAGAUCUCCAGCCUCUGAUGUUCUACUUCACCCUCGACACCGCGACCGAGUUCUUGUACGGCCAAUCCGUCAACUCGCAAGCCGCUAUUGCCGGUCUGGAAAGUAGCAAGAACGGCAUCGAUGGCGCGGCAUUCAGCCACCACUUCGGCGCCGCGAAACACCUCGUCGAUAAACGCGGUGCAUUGGGGAAGUUCUUCUGGCUCAUGCCAAUGGGCGAGAUGAAGAUGCACUGUAAAGCCAUCCACGAGGUAAUCGACAAAAUGAUUUCAGACCGUCUGGACAACAAAAAAAAUCCUCUGUCUAUGGAAGAAAAAGGAACGCGGAAAUUCGUCCUACUAGACGAACUUGCCAAAGAAACCCAAGAUCUGAAAGAAUUAAGAAACGAAACGCUCCACACCUUGAUGGCUGGUCGGGACCCCACCGGCGCCCUGCUGGGCUGGGUAUGGUAUUUCCUCGCCCGACAUCCAGCCAUCUUCUCAAAACUAAGGAAAAUCGUACUCAACCAGUUCGGGACCUCGGCUAGCAAUCCCAUCACCGAUUUCGGAGACUUGAGGAGAUGCGACUACUUGCAAUGGGUGAUUCAUGAAGUGAUUCGGAUCGUGGCUAUCAUUCCCAUGAACGAGCGUGUUGCGCUUAAAGAUACUACUUUGCCGAGAGGCGGAGGCGAGGAUGGGAGUAAGCCGAUCUUUGUCAGGAAGGGGAUCCAGGUUUUGAUUCCGUUGUAUGCGAUUCAGCAUCGACCUGAUAUUUGGGGUCAGGAUGCGGAGGAUUUUAGACCGGAGAGAUGGCAGGGACGGAGGAUUGGGUGGGAGUGGAUUCCUUUUGGAGGGGGAGCGAGGAAGUGUCUUGGUCAGCAAUUCGCGUUCACAGAAGCUAGCUAUUGUAUUGUGAGAAUGCUGCAGAGGUUCGAUGUUGUGGAGAACAUGGAAGGUCCGGGAGAAAUCAAGCUACACACUGCGAUUGAGAAUAGAAGUGGAACUGGGGUCAAAGUGAGGUUUCAUGAAGUUCGAAAGUAAGCUAUUGAAGAGAGGUUGUUAUGCAUUCAAGCGUCAUGAAUAUAUAUCCUGCAGCUAGUACACGCAUGUCUUCGUACAUAAUGUAAUGUUUCCCUAAACGAUUUGUUUGCAC